AUGGCGGACAAUCAGGAGCAUGAAGGAGCCUCCGCCAAGGAGCAACUUAUCGAAGCCUGCCGUCGCAAUAAUGUCGACCUACUCACCGAGAUCAUCUCUAACUGCAAGAACGACGACGAGAUAUCCGACCUGCUGAAUAACUCCAAGACCGUCAUGGGCAACCACGUCUACCACGAAGCCGCGCUGCAAGGGAACUACGAGAUCAUCGACAUGCUCCUCGACCAGGCCAACUUCGAGUGCGACCCCAUAAACCGCGCUGAGGGCGACACGCCCCUGCACAGCGCCAUCCGGUGGAUCAACAGCGAGCCGCCGGCACAGCGCGAGUUCGGCAACGCCCUGGUGGAGAUGAUGCUGGAGGCGGGCUCGAGCACGCGAAUAAAGAACAAGGCCAAGCUGACGCCGUACCAGCUGGUCGACCCGCGGAACCAGGGCCUGAAGGACCUGAUCCAGAAGCACGAGUACGCGGCGCUGAACGCGGGCGACUUCAUCGGCGCCGACGAGGUCAAGCCCGCCAAGAAGGGCGGUAACGCCAAUAACGCGAGCACGUUUGUUGACUCGCGGCAGGGUGCCGAGAGUGACGACGAUGAUGAUGCGGAGUUCUCGGGUAGCGAUGAGGAGGAGCGGGCUGAGUGGGAGCGCAGACGGAAAACAAAGGGCAAGGGCCGGUAG
Messenger RNA from Anthostomella pinea, 669 nucleotides. Lineage: Eukaryota; Fungi; Ascomycota; Sordariomycetes; Xylariales; Xylariaceae. The record is from the annotation of a GenBank genome assembly.